Molecule: messenger RNA, 1365 nt
Organism: Musa acuminata AAA Group (dessert banana)
Lineage: Eukaryota; Viridiplantae; Streptophyta; Magnoliopsida; Zingiberales; Musaceae
Product: leucine-rich repeat receptor-like serine/threonine-protein kinase SKM1
Exons: 3
Coding region: 1-1365 (454 amino acids)
Molecular function (GO): protein binding
Source: RefSeq, a predicted model, not a curated record
AUGCUAAGAUGGCUUUCUAACGCCACCAGCCUCGAGAACCUUGUUCUUUCUGGCUGUGGGAGCUUGUCUUAUGAGUCGCUACAAGUUGCUCUAGGAGCUCUCAGUAAUCUGAAGGGAUUGGAUUUGUCAUACAACUUCCUUCAAGGAACAAUUCUUGGAAUUCUGAACAAUGUCAGCAGCAGGGGCCUGAAGCACUUGGAUUUGAGCUUCAAUCAAUUAUCUGGAGAUAUUUCUCCAAGGAGCCUUAGAGACCUGGAGUACCUAGACUUAUCAACGAAUUCUAUUGUCAACGUACAUAUCUUAGCUUCUCUGGGGAAUCUCACAAACUUGCGACAUUUAGACUUGGGGGGCAAUUCAAUCAGUGGCGAAAUUCCACCAAUCGUGGGAGAUUCUGUCCGAUUGGAGUUCCUAGAUUUGUCCGAUAAUGACAUCAUUGGAGAAAUACCACAGAGCAUCGGCAACCUCACCAACUUGAUAAUCUUAGAUUUAUCAUACAACAAUAUCGUCGGAAGCAUUCCAGAGACUUUUGGUGCUCUCAUCCGUAUGAAGCUAUUAUAUCUCGAUGACAAUCAAAUUUCUGGAGAAAUACCAGCAACCAUUGGGGGUCUCCAAAACCUGCUUGAGUUGAUUUUAAAAGGCAACUCAUUUACUGGACAAAUACCUGAUACGAUUGGCAGACUCCAUAGUUUGAAGUACUUGGACAUAUCAAAUAAUAAUUUAUCAGGAGCAAAAUUUCCUGAUUGGAUUCAGACUCAACAGCGAUUGCAAGGGCUUUAUCUAUCUGGAGUUGGGGUCUCAGAUCUAUCAAAUAAUCAUUUCUCUGGCGAAAUCCCUAAAGAGCUGCCCACACUUGUCGGACUGCGCUUCCUAAACUUAUCCAACAAUCAUUUGACGGGGAUGAUUCCAGAAAACAUCGGUGACAUGAAACUAUUGGAGUCGCUUGACUUAUCAGAGAACAGUCUCACCGGAGAGAUACCUUCAAGCUUUUCUGCUAUGUAUUUCCUGGCUCAUUUGAAUCUGUCUUACAACAACUUAUCCGGAAAAAUACCCACGAGUGGUCAAUUGUCGACCUUUGACUCAUGGACAUAUGUGGGUAACAAAGACCUUUGCGGUACGCCAUUGCCAGCUUGCCCUGUUUAUCAAACUCCACCCGAUGCCAGAGUUAAAGAUGAUGAGAAGCUCGACAAAUUAUUGGAGUACACCAGUAUUGUGGUUGGCUUCUGGCUGUUUAUUGGCACUCUCAUCAUGAAGCAGGCCAUCAGAUUCGCUUUCUUCCGACGGAUCGACAAAACCAGCGACUGGGUCUAUGUUCAGUUUGCAGUAAAGCUUGCGAAGCUCAAAUCCAAAUGGCAAACGAUGACAUGA